AUGAAGUUCUCCACCGCCGCUCUUUCAGCCACCCUCGCCGCCCUCGUCGGCAGCACUGCCGCUCAGCUCGAGAUCAUCUCGCCCGGCGGUCCCAACCUGUGGUGGGUUGCCCAGUCGGACAACGUCGUCUCCUGGACCUGCAAGACCUCCCCAUUCACGAACUUCACUGUUCUGAUCGCCAACUCGGACCCGAAGGUCCUCACCGCGCCCCAGGCGUUCAUUGCCCAGCAAAACAACUUCGACUGCUCCAAGCUCAUCACCAAGGACCAGAUCAACCAGGCGCCUGGCACUGGCUACACCAUCCAGCUCGCCAACAUCUUCAACGAGACGGACAUCUUCGCUGAAUCCGAGCCGUUCGAGAUCAAGGCCAUCGGCUCCUCCUACCCCGCCUCGUCCGCGACGCCCACCAUCGGUGGCUCCGCAACCGCCUCCGGCUCUGGCUCUAGCGCGACGGGCACCAACUCUGCCGCUUCCGGCUCCGCCUCUGCCACGAGCGGCAGCAACGGUGCAGGCAGCAUCGGCACCCCCAGCGGCCUCGCCGCUCUCGUCAUCGCCGCACUCGGCCUGACGUUCGCCUAA
Messenger RNA from Trametes versicolor FP-101664 SS1, 579 nucleotides. RefSeq lists its product as uncharacterized. The record is from RefSeq and is a predicted model, not a curated record. Bases 1 to 579 code for a protein of 192 amino acids. NCBI's taxonomy places the organism in Eukaryota, Fungi, Basidiomycota, Agaricomycetes, Polyporales, Polyporaceae. The transcript is spliced from 4 exons.